Ictalurus punctatus (channel catfish) is the source of this 6480-nucleotide messenger RNA. RefSeq names its product epithelial cell transforming 2 (gene ect2). Bases 909 to 4004 code for a protein of 1031 amino acids. The transcript is spliced from 25 exons. Gene Ontology annotation, cellular component: nucleus; cell cortex. The record is from RefSeq and is a predicted model, not a curated record. Gene Ontology annotation, molecular function: guanyl-nucleotide exchange factor activity; GTPase activator activity. NCBI's taxonomy places the organism in Eukaryota, Metazoa, Chordata, Actinopteri, Siluriformes, Ictaluridae. Gene Ontology annotation, biological process: activation of GTPase activity; regulation of cytokinesis, actomyosin contractile ring assembly; mitotic cytokinesis.
UUGAUUCCAGGAUGGCCGAGACCUCCAAGGAGCAGACGUUCCUCGGCCUGACCUCGGACGACGCAGAGGAAAUGCUGCGGCGAGUGGAGGCCAGGGUUGUGCUGGUGAGGGAAGCGGGUGGAGAUGCUGCACUUAUAAAGGCACUUGAGGUACUCAAAUUGUCUCGCUGUCUUAAUGGAAAAGCAGCGUUGUGUUGUAUACGUUUGACAAAGCAGGGCAGAAGAUAGCCAUAUGCAAAUGAGCCUACUGGGGGGAAAAAAACCCUUACAAAAAUAAGUGUUCUGAAAGCAUUGAGAGUUUUGAUAGAUUAUGGCAUGAUUUAAAAAAAAAUAAAAUAAAAUUAAAGGCAAAUGACAAAUUAAUAAUAGAUUAAUUAACCUAGGCGAAUAUUAAAGCAUGGCACAUUAUGGCUAAUCUAUUACAAUGCACAUCACGUUUUCCGUUUAUAGCUGUAUGAUCACAAUACGCACAAGAUAAAAACAGUCCCUCCAGGAUUAUGCGAUCAGAGAAAUGAACACAAACGCUGCAAAAUUUGGAGGAGCUUGCAGUUUUUCAAAAUUACUGAAUAUUCGGGUCAAGACGCGUCUCAUUUACCAACAGACAUCAUUGCAAAAGACCAUUACAAUUUGACCAAUUUCAAGUAGUUUUCUGCAAAAAAAAAAAAAAUCACAAAUCUUGAAAAAAGGCGCUGCAAAAUCGAGCAUUUUAUUUUAUUUUUUGGCUGUAGUAAUCACGAAAAAACUCAAACGAAAUCCAGUACGGAUUGUACAUCUGUUUGUUCAUUACGUAACGGGUGUAUGAAAAUAUUGCAAUUAAUAACACUAAUCGAUGGAAAGAAAGAACAUCUGGAAAAUGCUUGAAAAAUGACUAUUACUUGUUUUAUGCCGUUUUGUGUAUAGCCAGUGGGAAUGAUGCAUUACAGCAUCUACAGGACUCCUGCAAAAAAAAAAUCUUCCCCUCUCCUGCUAUUAGGUUAUUUUUGCCUGCCGGUAGUUAUAUCUGCAGACAGAUCAGUGCAGACAGCGUUUCCUGUUUUCUGCACAAGAAUUAUGUCUCGGUUCAGAGUUUCUGUCCCUGCGGUUUGUCUUAGUGUCAGCGAAUCAUGGUCGCAAUUAAUAGCCGUUUUCCUGCUUACCCCGAGUCAGGAAUUUAACGAUGACAUGUUUUUCUUCCCGCGUCCGGACAUAAACGUCCCCUGUAUAAAGACAGACAAUGUCAGAGAGUUUGGCGAUGGAGAAAACGCUGAGUACGAGACGGUCUUUGUACUGAAGGACUUCCAGUCUCCUGACUACAGCUAUUUAUACAAAAAUGACAACCGCAUUUUGGGCCCCCCUGUGGUACUGCAUUGUGCUGGGAAGGGAGAGCCGCUGCCGUUCUCAUCCCGUCCUCUCUACUCCACCACCAUGCUCAACUUGUCACUCUGUUUCACUGGCUUCCGCAAGAAAGAUGAAGUGGUAAAGCUAGUUAACCUGGUGCAUCACAUGGGUGGCACCAUCCGCAAGGACUUCAGUACUAAAGUCACCCACCUCAUUGCCCAUUCCACUCACGGGGAGAAAUAUAGGUUGGCUGUGUGCAUGGGUACACCCAUCCUCACUCCAGACUGGAUUCAUAAGGCCUGGGAGCACAAGGAUAACGUCGACUUCCACGCGGGUGAUGAGGAGUUCCGUAUGGCCUUCAAAGUACCGCCGUUUCAGGAUUGCGUUCUGAGCUUUUUGGGAUUCUCUGAGGAGGAAAAAAGCAAUAUGCAGGAAAGGACGCUGAAGCACGGUGGCCGCUUUCUGGAGGUCGGAGAUGAGAAGUGCACUCACCUGGUGGUGGAAGAGAACUCCAUUAAAGAGCUGCCCUUCGUGCCGUCUAAGAGACUGUAUGUUGUAAAACAGGAGUGGUUUUGGGGCAGUAUUCAGAUGGAUGCUCGAGCUGGAGAAUCUAUGUAUUCAUAUGAGAAGUCGGAGAGCCCAGCGAUGAAGAAGGCCGUGUCCCUUCUUUCUCUCACGACGCCCACCAGUAAUCGGAAGCGGCGGCGUCUGCGUGACACUCUGGCCCAACUCGCUAAAGAGACUGAGAUCUCGCCCUUCCCCCCUCGUAAGAGGCCCUCGGCAGAGCACUCGCUCUCUAUGGGCUCACUGCUGGACAUCUCCAACACUCCAGACACAUGCAAGGCCUUGGCAGAGCGUAGCGUGGAAGGCAGGCAUAGACCGAGGAAGCCUGUGAAGAGAAGGAGUGUGAGGGAGAAGCAGAGGAGGAGUAGGACAGGCAGAGAAUGGCCUUUUCCCUGUACCAGCACCCCGCAGCGAGUCACAGAGCAGGACGCGCACCCUGAGCGCACGCACUUGGAUCUCUCACUCAGCUCGUCUCCAGAGUCAGGAGAGAACUCCAAACCUUCCAAAAGCUCCACACCUGUCCUGCCCAAGCAGUCGGCAAGAUGGCAAGUGUCCAAGGAACUUUACCAGACUGAGAGCAACUACGUGGAUAUCCUGGCUACAGUCCUCCAGCUUUUCAAGUAUCCACUGGAGAAAGAAGGGCAGGUCGGCGGCCCCAUCCUGGCUCAAGAAGAGAUUAAAACCAUCUUUGGCAGCAUCCCAGACAUUUAUGAAGUGCACACCAGGAUAAAGGCUGACCUGGAAGAGCUGGUUAUGAACUGGUCAGACGACAAGAGUGUCGGUGACAUCAUUCUGAAAUAUUCUGGAGAGCUGGUGAAAGCUUACCCACCUUUUGUCAACUUCUUUGAAAUGAGCAAGGAGACAAUCGUGAGGUGUGAGAAGCAGAAGCCCAGGUUUCACGCAUUCCUAAAGAUCAAUCAGGCUAAACCUGAGUGUGGGCGGCAGACGCUGGUGGAGCUGAUGAUACGUCCUGUUCAGAGACUGCCUAGCGUGGCUCUCUUACUCAAUGAUAUUAAAAAGCAUACCUCUGAUGAUAAUCCUGAUAAAGUCACUCUGGAAAAGGCCAUAGAGUCCCUCAAAGAAGUUAUGACUCAUAUAAAUGAAGACAAGAGAAAGACGGAAGGCCAGAAGCAGAUCUUUGAUGUGGUUUACGAAGUGGAUGGCUGCCCUGCCAAUCUUUUGUCUUCUCAUCGGAGUCUGGUGCACAGAGUGGAGACCAUUGCUCUAGGAGACAAGCCCUGCGACCGCGGUGAACAUGUCACUCUCUUUCUCUUCAGCGACUGCCUGGAGAUUGCCAGAAAGAGGCAUAAGGUGAUCAGCACCUUUAAGAGUCCUCUGGGGCAAACACGGCCACCUGCUCAGCUCAAGCACAUCACCCUCAUGCCCCUGUCUCAGAUCCGUAGGGUGCUGGACCUGCGUGACACUGAGGACUGUCAGAACGCCUUUGCCCUAGUUGUCCGGCCUCCUACCGAGCAGGAGAACCUCCUCUUCAGUUUCCAACUCACUGCUGACGACACGCUCAAGUCGACCUGGCUCAAGACUCUGUGCCGUCAAGUGGCAAACACCAUCUGCAGGGCUGACGCGGAAGACCUAAUUCAGUGCACUGAUCCUGACACCCUUCAAGUGAGCACGAAGGACAUGGACAGCACACUGAGUCGAGCCUCCAGGGCCAUAAAAAAGACAUCAAAGAAGGUUACUAGGGCGUUCUCUUUCACCAAAACCCCAAAGCGUGUGAUCCAGAGAGCUUUCAUGGCCAGCAGUACACCAGAUGACAAGAGCCCUGGCAUAGGCCUCGAUCAUAUGAGUCGAAUGAGUAGCAGCUCCACACUUGCUAUGGCUCGUUCAGCCUCCACGUUCAGUCUGAGUGGUUGUAGUAAAAAUGCUGUAGUGCAGCGCUCCAAUUCUCUGGACAAUGCGCCUCGGCCCAGGGUGUCAGUGUGUGUACGCAGCCCAUGCUGCCCGGAGAACACUAACCAGCCUGCUCCUGCAGAGUCCCAUCUCAAAGUGCCAACGCAACAAGCAUGCCCGGCCGCUCUGCAGGGCACGAGGCCAUGCCGGGAGCUUGUGGUUUCCUUGGAGCAGUGCCGAGCCAUUGGCUCCCCCCCCAGAGAGACUCUACUCUAGGUGUCCAUAUGAUGCUGUGCACUCACCAUCGAUGGUCAAUCUGUCGUCUGCGUUUGAGAGGAAGUACCACACAUUUAGCCGGUCAACCACUCACCUGAUCUGAUGUGUUUCCCAGCUCUGACUAAACAACACUAAAGAACUUCUACACAGUGGUACAGUGCAGUUCAAAGCACUGCUCUCUGACAUCAAAAUGAAGGAUUCUUCUUGUAAUUUGUGUUUUUUCCUGUGUUAAUGUCAUAUCUUUUGGGCACUUUCAUCUAAUAGUUAAUAACUGACAUUUUCAGGCUAUGUUUUUUUAUUUUAUUAUUAUUAUUUUUUUUAGAUAAUAGAUUUUCACAUUAUUAACCAAUUAAAGUAUUUAGCGUUAUAUGGGGAAGCCUAUCUCAGCCGCUUAAGUUUCCAGCUUUUAUAAAGCUACAAAAUUGAGUACUUUUAAUAUAAAUGCGAUGCAAUUAGAGAAAUGAUGGUAAGUCAUUGUAGUAAAACCAUUGCUCAAGUUUCAUAUAUUGUAAGAGUAUUUUCUUUUUUUAAAUGGACUAGAUCGUUUGUUUAGAACGGGCAAAAAAGUCGUGCUGCAUACAGUGUGCAUAUUUAUUCUCUAGAAUAAAUCGAUUAUAUAAAUAUAUAUAUAGUAUGUCAAUCCGAUCACUUUUCCUUUGUUUGUAUUUAUGUGUAAAUAUGGUCCUUUUUUCAUUUGUGGUAGUGUCAUUUCUAUGAUUUGUGUUUUUACUUUUUAACUGUCACUGUAUUGGCCUUUCAAAACCUGUACAAACAGUUACCCAUGUUUCAUACAAACUCCCCUUUUUCCUUUUCUUACUGUAUUGAAGUUACAUGUUUUUGUAAAUGGUCUGUAUUGAUUUUUGGGAAUUGCUUUUGUUUGACACUAUUCAUUUACUCAUUUCCAAUAAAAGACGGAAGUAGCUGAUGAAUGAGCGCCAGUUCUGGGAUUGGAAACAGCAUUUAACAGACAGCUGUCAAUGUUUAGUGCGACUAUUUUUCCUGAACAGCUCGUCUCACAAACCUUUUAGAACAUCAAGCUGUCUAAAGCUCUACAAUCUUAUAUGCAAAGGGCCAGUGUGGGUGCAGGUUUUCAUUCCAACCAAGCAGAAGCCAUACCUGAUUCCACCUGUUUAAUCAGUUGAUCUUGGAUUUCAAUAAAUUCAGGUGUGGCUUCUGCUUGGUUGGAAUGAAAACCUCCACCCACACCGGCCCUUUCCGCAAAAGAUUGGACACCCCUGCACUACAGCAUGUUUAUCAGGGGUCAUCAUGUAUACCUGGUGGACUGAGAGCCAGAUGCAGACCCAGCGAAUGUAUUUCUGCAGAUUGAAGCAAGCAAAAUACUGUAGCAGAACUGAUAAAUGUUUGCUAAAACUGCCCGUAUUUCAUGAACCACUGUGGCCUCUGUAGCAGAUCACUUGAAUUUAUGUCAAUGAUUGAUCUGAAGAGAAAGGGAAGAGGUUUCACAGACUUUCAUAGAAUUGUUUUCUUUGUGAUGAACUGGCAGGUGACAAUGUUUGAAGAUGAUUGGUUAGAGAAGUAUGCAUUUAUUCUCCACUUCAAUUUCAAAACGUAUGUUUCAUUUGUUCAGAGACCAUGGCUCUAUAGUUGUUUUUCAAUGAUUAGCUCACUGCUUGUUGUCAUUAGGCCACGUAGUAAAGAUGAUCAUGUGACCUAUUUUAAUCUGCUUUACAUUGUUGCAUUACAAGCAAGUCUCUAAUAUAUCAGGGAAUAGUUGUUGCAGGACCUAAUCAAAUUUGUUCUUUUUCACCAUUCCCCCCCCAUAUCAGCCUGAUUUCUGUCCUGAGCCUCAGAUUGUUGCUAUCUCUACUAAUCACAAUGUAGAGCACAUUAAAGGGCAACUGCUGUCACCAUUCAGUCAUGUUAAUUGCUUAUCCUGACCUUUUAAAACCAAGGAAUUUUAUGUACAUUAUGUGGCCAAAUUUUGUUGAUACCUGAAUAAUAAUGCCCAUAUAUGUCUGGUGAACAGAUUUCCAGAUUCAGUCACCUCUGGUGUAAUAACCUUCAAUCUUCUGGGAAGGCUUUCCACUAGAUUUUGGAGAAUGGCUGUGAGGAUCUGUGCUCAUUCAACCACAAGAGUAUUAGUGAGGUCAAGACAAGAAAGCCUGGCAUUCCAGUUCAUCUUAAAGGUGUUCAGUGAGGCUGAAUUAGGUCUCUGUGCAAGAUACUUGAGUUCAACCACACCAACCAUGGCGAACAAUGGAGAUGGAUUUGUGCACAGGGGCAUUGUUAUGCUGGGACUGGUUUGGGUGUUCUGGAUCCAGUGGAGGGAAAUUGUAAUUUUACAGCAUACAAAGACAUAUUCUAGACAAUUGUAUGUGUCAAACUUUUUUGGCAAAGACCCACAUAUGGGUGUAAUGUUCAGGUGUCCACAAACUUUUGACCAUAUGCAUGUUGCUGAAAAGGUUUAAAAGUUAUAUGAUUACGAAGAACAAAUAAAACAAACACUUUUUCUUGA